Messenger RNA from Jaculus jaculus (lesser Egyptian jerboa), 4330 nucleotides. It is a transcript of the gene Arnt, whose product is annotated as aryl hydrocarbon receptor nuclear translocator. Bases 126 to 2498 code for a protein of 790 amino acids. The record is from RefSeq and is a predicted model, not a curated record. Gene Ontology annotation, cellular component: cytoplasm; nucleus; aryl hydrocarbon receptor complex. NCBI's taxonomy places the organism in Eukaryota, Metazoa, Chordata, Mammalia, Rodentia, Dipodidae. Gene Ontology annotation, biological process: regulation of transcription by RNA polymerase II. Gene Ontology annotation, molecular function: RNA polymerase II cis-regulatory region sequence-specific DNA binding; protein dimerization activity; DNA-binding transcription factor activity, RNA polymerase II-specific. The transcript is spliced from 23 exons.
GGUGGCGGCCGUCGGGGUGCCGCUCCUGGGGAGUGGCUCUUCCCUCCUGCCUACUCCCCAGCUCGGUGGUUGGCUGCCCCUCCCACCCGGGGGUGGCGGCGGCGGCGGCGGCGGCCAUCUAGGCCAUGGCGGCGACUACUGCUAACCCGGAAAUGGCAUCAGAUGUGCCAUCGCUGGGUCCCACCAUUGCCUCUGGAAACUCUGGGCCUGGGAUUCAAGGUGGAGGGGCCAUUGUUCAGAGGGCUAUUAAGCGGCGGCCAGGGCUGGAUUUUGAUGAUGAUGGAGAAGGGAACAGUAAAUUCUUGAGGUGUGAUGACGAUCAGAUGUGUAAUGAUAAAGAGCGGUUCGCCAGGUCGGAUGAUGAGCAGAGCUCUGCGGAUAAAGAGAGACUUGCCAGGGAAAAUCACAGUGAAAUUGAACGGCGACGACGGAACAAGAUGACAGCUUACAUCACAGAACUGUCAGACAUGGUACCCACCUGCAGCGCCCUGGCUCGAAAACCAGACAAGCUGACCAUCUUGCGCAUGGCGGUCUCUCACAUGAAGUCCUUGAGAGGAACCGGCAACACAUCCGCCGACGGCUCCUACAAGCCAUCUUUCCUCACCGACCAGGAAUUGAAACACUUGAUCUUGGAGGCAGCUGAUGGCUUUCUGUUUAUUGUCUCCUGUGAGACAGGCCGGGUGGUAUACGUCUCUGAUUCAGUGACUCCUGUUUUGAACCAGCCACAAUCUGAGUGGCUUGGUAGCACACUGUAUGAACAGGUGCACCCAGAUGAUGUGGAUAAACUUCGUGAGCAGCUUUCCACUUCAGAAAAUGCCCUGACAGGGCGAAUCCUGGAUCUAAAGACUGGAACAGUGAAAAAGGAAGGCCAGCAGUCCUCCAUGAGGAUGUGCAUGGGCUCAAGGAGAUCAUUCAUUUGCCGAAUGAGGUGUGGCAGUAGUUCUGUGGACCCUGUUUCCAUGAAUAGACUGAGCUUUUUGAGGAACAGAUGCAGGAAUGGACUCGGCUCUGUAAAGGAAGGAGAGCCUCACUUUGUGGUCGUCCACUGCACAGGUUACAUCAAAGCCUGGCCCCCAGCAGGUGUUUCCCUCCCAGAUGACGACCCUGAGGCGGGCCAGGGGAGUAAGUUUUGCCUAGUGGCCAUUGGCAGAUUGCAGGUGACUAGUUCUCCUAACUGUACAGACAUGAGUAACAUUUGUCAACCAACAGAGUUCAUCUCCCGACAUAACAUUGAGGGGAUAUUCACUUUUGUGGAUCAUCGGUGUGUGGCUACUGUCGGCUACCAGCCACAGGAACUCUUAGGAAAGAAUAUUGUAGAAUUUUGUCAUCCCGAAGACCAGCAGCUUCUAAGAGACAGCUUCCAACAGGUGGUGAAGUUAAAAGGCCAGGUGCUGUCUGUCAUGUUCCGAUUUCGAUCUAAGAACCGAGAAUGGCUCUGGAUGAGAACCAGCUCCUUUACUUUCCAGAACCCAUAUUCAGAUGAAAUUGAGUAUGUCAUCUGUACCAACACCAGUGUGAAGAACUCUAGCCAGGAGCCCCGGCCUACACUGUCCAGCACAAUGCAGAGGACACAGCUAGGUCCCACAGCUAGUUCACCCCUAGAGAUGGGCUCAGGGCAGCUGGCGGCCAGGCAGCAGCAACAACAAACAGAAUUGGACAUGGCACCAGGAAGAGAUGGACUGGUCAGCUAUAACCAUUCCCAGGUUUCUGUCCAGAGUGUAACAGCCACUGGACCAGAACACAGCAAACCCCUUGAGAAGUCAGACGGUCUAUUUUCCCAGGAUAGAGAUCCAAGAUUUUCCGAAAUAUAUUCCAACAUCAGCACAGAUCAGAGUAAAGGCAUCUCCUCCAGCACUGUCCCUGCCACCCAGCAGCUAUUCUCCCAAGGCAGCUCAUUUCCUCCUACGCCCCGGCCGGCAGAGAGCUUCAGGAACAGUGGUCUCACCCCUUCUGUAACCAUUGUCCAGCCACCGUCUUCUGCAGGGCAGAUGUUGGCCCAGAUUUCUCGCCACUCCAAUCCUCCGCAGGGAGCAGCCCCAGCUUGGCCCCCUAGCACUCGCCCGGGCUUCUCUGCGCAGCAAGUGGCAACCCAGGCUACAGCCAAGACUCGGUCUUCCCAGUUUGCUGUGGGUAACUUUCAGACUCCAUCCUCCUUCAGUACUGCGGCUCUUCCUGGUGCUCCCACCGCAUCACCUGGUGCCACUGCCUACCCUAAUCUUACCAGUCGUGGAUCCAGCUUUGCUCCUGAGACUGGACAGACUGUAGGACAGUUCCAGACCCGGACAGCAGAGGGUGUGGGUGUCUGGCCACAGUGGCAAGGCCAGCAGGCUCAUCAUCGGUCAGGUUCUGGUGAGCAACAUGUUCAGCAAACGUCAGCACAACCACCUAGCCAGCCUGAAGUUUUCCAGGAAAUGCUGUCCAUGCUGGGAGAGCAGAGCAACACCUACAACAAUGAAGAAUUUCCUGAUCUAACCAUGUUUCCCUCCUUCUCAGAAUAGAACUGUUGGGGUUCCCCUUUCCCUCCUGGAACUUCCCCAGCCUCCAUCCCUUGCCUCUCUGAGGUAAUUCUGGAAGAAAGUAAAUCAGUCUCCCAGGCUUUCAGGCCCCUCUGAAAAGUUGAGGCUAGUGAGGUUAGCAUGCCUCUCCUCAUGUCUCCUGACCGGAAGAAUGAGUUGACAGCACUCGUUUGUGCCUGCGUCAACAGGCAGAAGAAACUGACCUCCGCUGUUUGCCUUGGAUACUGCAGCUUGUUUGGGUAAAGAAGUUCUGAGAAGAGUGGAAGAGAGGAGAAAUGUCCUCAUAUUUGAGGGCUGGGAAUCAUGAUAGGUAUAUAUGGGGUUUUGGGAAGUGAGUUUAGGCUCUUUCUGUUACCUGGGAGCAGUUCCCCUGGACAGAAGCAUGUGUGAGAGAGAGAGUGUUUGCAUUUGUGUAUGUGUGUGUGUGUGACUGUGUGUGUGUAUUUGUGUGCACCCAUGCACACGUGUGCGUUCUUGCAUUCUUUUCUUUCUCCCUAUUAGGGAGUUUAUGCAAAGAUUGUCCCAGAUUUUAUCCUUUAUCUUUCUCUGUGCUCCUCAAAGAGUCCCAAGGAGUUAACUCUUCCAGGCAUUUUCCACUUAAUAUUGCAGCCAAAGAGUGUUUAAAUCCAGUCUUUGCUGCACUUAAAGCUGUGCCCAGCCAAAGUGCACCUGUAGGCAAAUACCUAAAGUCUUCUGUUGAUAGGGCUGGCGUCUUAGUGGCCAUAUUCCGUGGUCAAGCUGGACUCUUCGUGCUUUUUGGUGCUCUCUCCUCAUCUGGAAGAUCUGUAAGCAUUACCAGAAUGGGCUGGCUGGGUCAAUACUUUCAGAAAUCCCAGAUUUGGCCAUAAAGAUAAUGCUGUAUUUUUCUGUCAGUCUCAUAUGAUGUAUCCUGGAGAGGUCAUUUGUACAUGGAAACUCAACUUCUUGGACUAGCAAUGCCCAGGAAGGUCUUCAGUGCUGGGGUGUAAGCCAAAUACAGAGGGCUCCGGCGCAGAAGCCUUCUUGGUCCUACCUUUAAAUAUCCCAUCAGCAAAAAAGCAGAUUUAGGUCUUUCCUAGGUCUGUAGUUCUUUCUCUCUUUGCUCCUUUCCCAAUCCUUAGGUUGGGUUUUGCUUCGGAGCACAAAUACCAUUGUGUGUGUUAGACGGGACAUGGACGCCCAUCGUACAGGGUCACUUAGUGAUUAUAGCCAUAGAAACGUGGGUACAGGUCACUGCUCUCGCCCUCCACCCUCCUCAGGUAAGUCUCUCAUAUCAGCCUUUUUUUUAUUGGCUCCUGCCAGUAUGUAAAUGCAAGACUGAAUUAAUGUGGAAAAGACAUGAAGUGUAUUCAUAAGUGACUGAGGAGCACAGGCAGCCUUGGGGAAGCUGAGGGAAUUUCACGUACUAGUUUUCCCGCUGUUCUCACUACAGUCUGGUGCCAGGUUGUGGAAUGGAAAAGGAGACAAUUUAUUUUUUUAUUCUAUGUGCACACAUACAGUAUACAUAUAUAUAUAUAUUUAUAUCACAAUUUACGAAACCAAAAGGUUGAGUUUCCAAUGGAAUAUUUGUUUUUUAAUAAUCAACUUGUUUUUAAAUGUGAUUGGGACUAUAAUGUACAGUUAACAUAGGGCUUCAGAGGAAGGGGAAGGGAGGGAGAAGAUGCUCUGGGGAUUUUGUUUCUGCUUUUCCUUCAGGGUUUUACUUUUGAUUGUUUUCUUUUGUGUUCCUGUUGGCCAUUUCUGUAUUGCCGGCCUCUGCUAAGCCUUACAGUGGCAAACAUAAUGAUAUGUAGCAAAGAUUUUAAAACAAAGUAUUUUUUUCCUUUUGUAAAACA